CUGGAUUUGGAAGACUCAGGCGCUCAAGCCAGGACGGGAGAAAUGUAACAAGUGUGGCAUCUACGACUGGACCUCUCUCCUUCGCCCAGGAUCCGUGGUGCGCUUCCAGCUGGACACAGCGCCCGUGGACCCCGCCGUCGCAGCCACCAUGCAGAAGCCACCAGCCAAGCCCACGAUCAAGCAGCUGGAGGACGCAGCCGCUACCCUGCGCAGACUCCAAGGCCAGCAAGAGCGCCUCAAGUCCCAGCUCCAGCGAGCAGCGGCCUGGCAAGACGAAUUGGUUGAGAAGCUCACCAGAAACAUCGACGAGACCCAGCAGGAAGGCGAAGAUGAUUUCCCCGUGCUGGAAGAAGGCGAUCUGGCUCUCCUGGCCCCUGAAGAGCGCGCAGCCUAUGAUCAAGCGAAGUCAAUCCACGAGAAGGCCAAGAAGGCCAUGGGGAACCACCACCGCACUGGAGAGCAAGCUCGUGAUGCGGUCGCCACCGCCAAGAAGCACUGCGAGACCAUCACCCUCAAGAAGCGCAAGAAGGACGAAGGAGACCACCGCGGUGCCCCUGCAGCCACUGACGCCGCCCAGAACGAAGAAGCCGCUGCUCCAGUGCCAACAGCCAACACGUACGACUUCACGAACGCAGGGGAAGUCAAGCGGUUCGUGGACGAGAAGACCCGACGCCUGGCGACGCGCGACCUGCGCGUCUUCUACGCGAACAUCAGUAACUUGUCCUACGCCGUCCGUGAGUUCUGCAGGGAUGCGCCAUACGACUUCAUGGGGUUUGUGGAAACCCACCUGUAUGGCAAGAAGCUUGAGGACGAGCAGCGGCACCUCAGAGGCAUGGGGUGGCGCACUGAGUAUACUACGGCACCAGCCACGCCGACGUCGGGAAAGGGCAGCUCUGGGGGAGCUCUCUGGGCGCGAGCGAGGCAGUUCAACACAUUUCCGCAUCUAGCCACGGGGUGUGGCGAUGACCUACUGUUCCAGCAGCUCCAUGACAUUGCAAUCACCAUGGUCCGCCUCAAGCACGUUGCGGUCGCCUUCAUCACUAUCUACCUCACCUCGGACCCCAAAGGGCUGGAUCUCCCUACCAACAUCUCCAAGCUCAACCAGCUGCUCACGCUCGUGCGCACGCUGGGCACGCCGUGGCUGGUCUACGGCGACUUCAACAACACUCCAGAGCAGUUCAGGGCCUCGUGUUGGCACGAAGCUUUUGCGGCUGAGUAUCUCCAACCCAACUGCGAGUUCACCUGCGCGGGAAGCUCAGGGCGUAUGAUAGAUUGGGGUCUAUGUUCGCUAAUGUUCCUGCCGCUCGUCAAGUCCGUGGAGCCUGUCUAUGACGUUCCGUGGCAGCCGCACGCGGGCAUCGAGAUCCGCAUGCAUUCGAG
Prorocentrum cordatum is the source of this 1380-nucleotide messenger RNA. NCBI's taxonomy places the organism in Eukaryota, Dinophyceae, Prorocentrales, Prorocentraceae. The record is from the annotation of a GenBank genome assembly.